Messenger RNA from Pocillopora meandrina, 3175 nucleotides. The record is from the annotation of a GenBank genome assembly. Lineage: Eukaryota; Metazoa; Cnidaria; Anthozoa; Scleractinia; Pocilloporidae.
UAUGCAAGUCUCGGAUGUGCUUAUGAUCAUGUUGGGCAGUUUCACAAAGCAAUCAAGUAUCAUCAACAGGAUCUAGAAAUUGCUGAAGAAGUGGGAGACAAGGCCGGAGAGGGAAGAAGUUAUUGCCAUCUCGGCAACGCUUAUCAAGGUCUAGGACAGUUUAAAACAGCCAUCCAGUACCAUCAACGUCAUCUACAAAUUGCUAAAGAAGUGGGAGACAAGGCCGGAGAGGGAAUUAGUUAUGGCAAUCUCGGCAACGCUUAUCAAGGUCUAGGACAGUUUAAAACAGCCAUCCAGUACCAUCAACGUCAUCUAGAAAUUGCUAAAGAAGUGGGAGACAAGGCCGGAGAGGGAAAAAGUUAUAACGGUCUCGGCAACGCUUAUCAAGGUCUAGGACAGUUUAAAACAGCCAUCCAGUACCAUCAACGUCAUCUACAAAUUGCUAAAGAAGUGGGAGACAAGGCCGGAGAGGGAAUUAGUUAUGGCAAUCUCGGCAACGCUUAUCGCAGUCUAGGACAGUUUAAAACAGCCAUCCAGUACCAUCAACGUGAUCUAGAAAUUGCUAAAGAAGUGGGAGACAAGGCCGGAGAGGGAAAAAUUUAUAACGGUCUCGGCAACGCUUAUCAAGGUCUAGGACAGUUUAAAACAGCCAUCCAGUACCAUCAACGUCAUCUAGAAAUUGCUAAAGAAGUGGGAGACAAGGCCGGAGAGGGAAGAAGUUAUGGCAAUCUCGGCAACGCUUAUCAAGGUCUAGGACAGUUUAAAACAGCCAUCCAGUACCAUCAACGUCAUCUACAAAUUGCUAAAGAAGUGGGAGACAAGACCGGAGAGGGGAAUUUAAAACAGUUAACGUGGCAAUCUCGGCAACGCUUAUCAAGGUCUAGGACAGUUUAAAACAGCCAUCCAGUACCAUCAACGUGAUCUAGAAAUUGCUAAAGAAGUGGGAGACAAGGCCGGAGAGGGAAUUAGUUAUGGCAAUCUCGGCAACGCUUAUCGCAGUCUAGGACAGUUUAAAACAGCCAUCCAGUACCAUCAACGUGAUCUAGAAAUUGCUAAAGAAGUGGGAGACAAGGCCGGAGAGGGAAAAGUUUAAAACAGCCAUCCAGUACCAUCAACGUGAUCUAGUCUCAAUCUCGGCAACGCUUAUCAAGGUCUAGGACAGUUUAAAACAGCCAUCCAGUACCAUCAACGUGAUCUAGAAAUUGCUAAAGAAGUGGGAGACAAGGCCGGAGAGGGAAUUAGUUAUGGCAAUCUCGGCAACGCUUAUCAAGGUCUAGGACAGUUUAAAACAGCCAUCCAGUACCAUCAACGUGAUCUAGAAAUUGCUAAAGAAGUGGGAGACAAGGCCGGAGAGGGAAUUAGUUAUGGCAGUCUCGGCAACGCUUAUCGCAGUCUAGGACAGUUUAAAACAGCCAUCCAGUACCUUCAACGUGGUCUAGAAAUUGCUAAAGAAGUGGGAGACAAGGCCGGAGAGGGAAUUAGUUAUGGCAGAUUCGGCAACGCUUAUCAAGGUCUAGGACAGUUUAAAACAGCCAUCGAGUACCAUCAACGUCAUCUAGAAAUUGCUAAAGAAGUGGGAGACAAGGCCGGAGAGGGAACUAGUUAUGGCAAUCUCGGCAACGCUUAUCAAGGUCUAGGACAGUUUAAAACAGCCAUCCAGUACCAUCAACGUCAUCUAGAAAUUGCUAAAGAAGUGGGAGAUAAGACUGGAGAGGCGUACUCACUCUGUUUGCUUGGAAAAAGUUUUGAGUGCCAAGGAAAUCUUAUGAUGGCCUUUGACUGUUAUCACUCGAGUGUACAGUUGUAUGAUGAUAUCAGGGCCAGUCUUCAACUCAACGAUCAGUGGAAGAUUUCUUAUCGUAAUCAGCACCAAAGUGCAUACAAAGGUUUGUGGCGUAUAAAUCUCAUUCAAGGUCAAGUUGUAAAGGCUCUUCUUGCCGCAGAGAAAGGACGUGCUCAAGCUCUCAGAGAUCUCAUGGCCACAAAAUAUCAGCCUGGAGAUUCUUCAACGCACAGCACAUCUCUGAGUUGGGUUCCAUUGAGCACAGUUAUCAUAGCUAUUAAUGGACCAUGCGUUUACUUCUGGGUUUGCCUCAGUGAAGAUAACAUCCAGAUGAGAAGGGUACACGUCAACAAUUAUAAGUAUGAGAAAGAGUUGGAAUGUUUCACCAAGCUACUGAACAAAACUGCUCUGAAGGAGAUCGGUGCAAGAGAUACUAUUCCAAUCGAAAAUCCUCCGCUUGAUUCGCCGACGGAAGAGAAAGUGGCCAAUCAAGUGAUCCCAGUUGAUGUGAGGCACUCCAAAUCAAGUGCUUUAAAGAAGCUGCAUGACAUCAUCGUUGCUCCUAUCGCUGACCUGAUCGAAGGCAACGACGAGAUCACAUUUGUUCCUGAGGGGCCAUUUUGCCUUGUGCCUUAUGCAGCGCUGCAGGACUCCGACUCAUCAUAUCUGAGUGAUUCUUUCAGAAUUCGUGUCCUUCCCUCUCUGACGACGUUGAAACUAAUUCAUGAUUGUCCAGCUGACUUUCACAUGAAGACUGGUGCAUUGCUUGUCGGCGAUCCAUGUUUUAAACAUAUCAUCUACCAAGGAAGUCUUUUGGUGCAACUUCCAGGAGCAAGGAAAGAAGUGGAGAUGAUCGGACGUAUCCUCCAUGUUUCCCCCCUCACUGGACAAAUGGCAACAAAAGAUGAAGUGUUAAAACGAAUAUCAUCAGUGGCGUUAAUUCACAUUGCAGCGCACGGUAAACUGGAAACUGGAGAAGUUAUCCUGGCACCAAACACCACAAGAGAAAACCCUCAGCCGCAAGAGAAAGACUACCUACUGACGAUGAAAGACGUCAUAGAAGCUGGGUUAAGAGCACGUCUGGUUGUACUUAGCUGCUGUCACACUGCUCGUGGGGAGGUCAUGGCCGAGGGUGUGGUCGGUAUGGCGCGUGCACUUUUGGGUGCCGGUGCUAGAUCUGUUGUGGUAACCUUGUGGGCGAUUGGCGACGAGGGAACCCUGGAGUUCAUGACUUUCUUCUACGACGCACUCGCCGAAGGCAAGAAGGCAAGUGAAGCUCUCAAUCAGGCCAUGAAGUGUAUGAGAGAAAUUGAUAAGUUCAAGAAGGAGAUUUACUGGGCACCAUUUGUACUCAUUGGUGACGACGUCAACCUGGAUUUCAAGGAUAUUUAG